Messenger RNA from Mercurialis annua (annual mercury), 1696 nucleotides. RefSeq names its product glucan endo-1,3-beta-glucosidase 11-like. Gene Ontology annotation, molecular function: hydrolase activity, hydrolyzing O-glycosyl compounds. Gene Ontology annotation, cellular component: plasma membrane. The transcript is spliced from 3 exons. Bases 108 to 1337 code for a protein of 409 amino acids. Lineage: Eukaryota; Viridiplantae; Streptophyta; Magnoliopsida; Malpighiales; Euphorbiaceae. Gene Ontology annotation, biological process: carbohydrate metabolic process. The record is from RefSeq and is a predicted model, not a curated record.
UAAAUACUAGUCUCUCAAAAAAAAAAAAAAAGUAGUAAAUACUAGACAAGUUGUAGUAGCAGAAUUGAUCAUCUCUCCCUCGCCGGUUUCUGACUGACUUACAGUUGAUGGAGUUUGGGCACUUGUGUGUUUCGCUUCUUCUUUCCAUUUCAGCUCUAAUCAUGGUGGAUUCCAUUGGUAUCAACUACGGCCAGAUUGCCAACAAUCUUCCUUCCCCGGAUAAUGUGGUGCCUCUGGUCAAAGCCAUCGGAGCUUCCCAAGUCAAACUCUACGACGCAGAUCCACGAGUCCUUCGAGCCUUUGCUCACACUGGAGUUGAGUUCAUCGUUGGACUCGGAAACGAGUACUUGUCCAAAAUGAGAGAUCCUCAUAAAGCUGAGGCCUGGAUUAAAUCAAACGUCCAGCCUUACUUACCUGCUACUAAAAUCAUCUGCAUCACCAUUGGCAACGAGGUUCUAACCUUUAACGACACUUCUCUUAGCAAUUGCCUCCUUCCUGCUAUGCAAAGCGUCCACACUGCGCUUCUCAACUUAGGUCUUGAUAAACAGGUCAGUGUCACCACCGCGCAUUCUCUCGCCGUUAUGGAAACCUCUUAUCCACCGUCCGCCGGAGCUUUUCGGCGAGAUCUGGUCGGUUGUUUGACUCCCAUUUUGGAUUUCCACCUCAAAACUGGAUCUCCGUUUUUGAUUAAUGCGUAUCCUUACUUCGCUUACAAAGCAAACCCUAAACAAGUGAGCUUGGACUUCGUUCUGUUCCAACCAAAUCAAGGCGUUACAGAUCCGGUCUCCAAUCUGCACUACGACAACAUGUUGUUUGCUCAGAUCGACGCUGUUUACUCGGCUUUAUCGUCUUUAGGUUACAAGAAGUUGCCGGUUCAUAUAUCGGAAACCGGCUGGCCAUCUAAAGGAGAUGCGGAUGAGGCGGGUGCUACUUCUGAAAAUGCCAAGAAGUAUAAUGGAAAUCUGAUGAAGAUCAUUUGUCAAAGGAAAGGAACUCCGGUGAGGCCUAAUAAUGAGUUGAACAUUUACGUGUUCGCUUUAUUUAAUGAGAAUAUGAAGCCAGGGCCUGCUUCUGAGAGGAAUUACGGUUUAUUUAAACCGGACGGAACGCCGGCCUAUUCACUUGGAUUUUCUACAGCGGGUUCCGUGAGUACUAACAGUAGCAGUAAUAGCAGUUCAAGCGGAAGUAGCAGUGGCAGUAGCGGAAUUACACCAGCUGCGCCGGAGAGUUCUUCAACUGGUUACUUGUCCAUUUCUGGUGCUAAGGACGCUUGUAACAGCGGAAUUGGGAGUGUGAUGGCGGUGUUGAUACUAUUGGGGGUUUUAGAGUGGAACUGAACUGCGGAAUUGUGAGUUAAAAGAGAUGGAAAUAGAAUAAGCGUAGAUGAUGUACGCUGCAAAGCAAAAAGUAAAAGCAUCCAUCUUAUUCUUUAGUUUCAGCUCACCGUCACCAAUGUCGGGUAUCGAUUCCCCCUAAAUUCCCGUCAUUGCCUCUUUUGCUAACCCCACCUCACUUCAUAAUUGCUCUUUAGUAUUUGUUCGUACAAUUACAAUGUUUAGACUUUCAAGUUUAGUAGCCAUUCUUUUCCCUUUUCUCCUAUGCAGGGAAUUAUUAGUUUUUAGGAUAUUUAGUUUUAUUUUUACAAGACAUUGUUUGGAUCAGCCAUCCAUCUUAUUCAAAAUAUUUACUUUAUUAA